This is a messenger RNA of Vigna unguiculata (cowpea), 1664 nucleotides long. Its product is annotated as xylan glycosyltransferase MUCI21-like. The record is from RefSeq and is a predicted model, not a curated record. Gene Ontology annotation, molecular function: glycosyltransferase activity. NCBI's taxonomy places the organism in Eukaryota, Viridiplantae, Streptophyta, Magnoliopsida, Fabales, Fabaceae.
ACCUCACACUAGCACGUUUCACUCACUCCUUUCUUUGUGUACAUAAAAUCUCCUUCUCCGGUUGUCCCUUUUCUCUGGUCAAAGCUUUCGCAUAAAUUCUGAUCUUGCCAUCAGAAAUCAGAAACCAAAGUUACAAAUUAUUUUCUGAAGCAGUUUACUCUAUGAGCAUUGAUUAUGAGAAAGAGGCUUGAACUCAACCAAAAAUCAAUGAAAAAGAGAAUUUGGAGAACCUUAACCCUACCAUGCGUGCUUCUGUUCUUGCUUCUUUUGGCGUUUCAGAUCAAGUGUUCCUCCUUCGUCACCUUCAACUGGGCACCCAGAAAAACUACUCCAGUAACAGAAACCGAACGAGAUAUGAUUGAAUUUGAAUUGAACACAAGCACACAAGGCACAGCGCUGAUGAAGGAAAUGGCUCCUCCACCGAGGCAAAUCACCUGCGACCGCUCCCAUUAUGCUUAUGACAUCUGCACCAUCCAUGUGGAAACAACCCUAAACCCCACCACUUCCACUUUUUUCAUCCAACAUCCCACCACCGUUGAUCCAAAUCAAACGGCCACAAAAAUCCGUCCUUAUCCUCGAAAAUUCGACGGCCCUGUAAUGUCAAGGAUCAAGGAGUUGACCAUAACCGCAGGCACACCAACCCCAUCGUGCCACGUGAAGCACGAAGACCCUGCCUUGGUAUUCAGUGCGGGAGGGUACACGGGAAACUUCUUCCACGACUUCAACGAUGGGUUCAUCCCGCUAUUUAUCACCCUCAAUUCUUUCUUCCAUGAUAAAGACGCGGUGCUUGUGAUUUCAAAGGCUCGUGAUUGGUGGGUCAACAAGUACGCAACUUUACUUCGUGAAUUUAGCAAGCACCCCAUCGUUGACCUAGAUAACGAUAACAAAACCCAUUGUUUUCCUGAUGCAACCCUGGGCCUCGUGUCACACGGAUUCAUGACCAUAAAACCAGAACUGAUGCGAAACCCUAAGUCGCUUCAUGAUUUUCAUGCAUUUUUAAGGAAAACAUAUGGUGCUAAUGACAACAAUGUCUCAUCCAGUAGUUUUCCACGACCUCGUCUUGUGUUGCUGAAUCGGUCGGGUGGGGACGGACGAUUGUUGCUAAACAUGGAAGAAGUGAAGUUGGAGAUGCAAAGGGUUGGUUUUAAUGUGAUUGUGUUUGAGCCAACAGCUACAACCCCAUUGAGCAAAGCUUUUGAAGUUGUUGGUUCAAGUCAUGCGAUGGUUGGGAUUCAUGGUGCGGCACUGACACACUCAUUGUUUCUGAAGCCAGGGUGUGUGUUGAUUCAAGUGGUUCCAUUAGGGUUGGAAUCGGUGGCUGAAAUGUGCUUCGGCAAGGUAGGUGAAAUGGGGUUGAAGUACAUGGAAUAUAGGGUUAGGGUUGAAGAGAGUAGCCUGGUUGAGAAAUAUGACAGGGAAGAUGUGAUGAUCAAGAAGCAAAGUGAUUUUGUGAAUGGGAGAGCAUGGAACGAAAGCACCAUGAAUGUUUAUUUGAAAGAGCAAAACCUGAGAUUGGAUUUGGUUAGGUUUAGGAAAUACCUCAAGAAAGCUUACAACAACGCAAAACAACUUAUAGGAUCGUAGAGUGACAACAUGGGGACUUGAAGAUUUAAUUAAAUUUUGAGUAUUUUAUAGAUUUAACUAUUUUUAAUUAAAAUUUUGUA